Molecule: messenger RNA, 5445 nt
Organism: Cordyceps militaris CM01
Lineage: Eukaryota; Fungi; Ascomycota; Sordariomycetes; Hypocreales; Cordycipitaceae
Product: proteasome component
Exons: 3
Coding region: 1-5445 (1814 amino acids)
Biological process (GO): proteasome assembly
Cellular component (GO): nucleus; cytoplasm
Molecular function (GO): molecular adaptor activity
Source: RefSeq, a predicted model, not a curated record
AUGGCUGCGCCGUCCACUGAGCAAAAAGAGCUACAGCUCGUCGAGACUGUCGAGUUCAAAAUCCUCGGCGUCGCCAACAAGGAAAACAAGCUUCAUGAGCUGCUACAACGCUACUUGACGCCCUUGAUACUCAAAGCCGCCAGCGAUCAUGCCAGUGUCCGCGGCAGGCCACCGCAAGUCAUCUUGCCCGUCAAGGCCCUGUUACAGCAGUACAGGACAACCGACUCCGUUGUCAUCAAGCAGCUGGAUCUUUCCUUCAUUUUGCAUAGCCUCGACCGGACUGAUGUAGAGGACCGGCGCGGUUUCCUCCCAAUCGCACUCAAGGGCCUCGCGGCAGACCAGAACCAGCCGCGAGCUGCCACUAUUCUCAACAUUAUCCUUCGGCUCAUUCUGGAUGUAAAAAUACCGUCGCGCGGGAGCAAGGAUGACGAAGCUUUCAAGCUUUCACUGGGUCUUGAGGAUGCGGCCGACGCAAAGUACCUAGCCUACCUCCUCGGCAUCUUUCUUCGACUACGGGCGGCCACGGGUUCCCAAACCCUAGCCCAGUCUAAUCCCACCCUAUCGAGCUUGGAGCUGGCUCUUUUCCCGGCCGAGAGCGCAGAGACGGAAAAGCUUCUCCGGCGUAUAUCCGAGCUCAAGAUCAAGGUCGUCACUCUGCUUGCAAGCGCUGCCUUUACCGAUGAAGAAAAGUUUCUGCCUGCCCUCUACGCGGCUGCCAGCUUUGAUGGCAGAGUGGCCUCCUCCGGCGAGGAGAUUAUCAAGAGAAGCUCAGUUUCAUUGGAAGAUACAGGACUCGUUGAGCGUCUUUUUGCUGCGCAUGGCUCGCUCCCCGCUGCCAACCGCACUCGGAUCCUCGGUAUGCUGACAAAGUCGGCCAUUUCGACAACUAUGACGGACAAUAUCGUGAAAGUCGUGACGCUCGACUUCAUGCCGCCACAGGAGGAAUCUUCGUCAAACUCGUUACAGCCCUUGAGCGUCCUCGAACGGACCAAACUUCACAAAGCUCUCUUCCAGUACUUAUCUUGGGUCGCCCACAUUGGCCCGUCCAAGCGAGAUUUCACGAUUGGUCCACAACUAAUUCAAAAAAUGCGAGAAUACGUUGAAAGCCAGGGCUGGCCUCUUGCCGAGUCUGCUACAAGUGAUGAUAUCAAUCUCCGCUCACGCGCGUAUGAGACAAUUGGGCUCCUGGCACGAAGCGCAGACAUGCCCACAGACAACAAGCUUGACCUUGCUGCAUGGCUCUUCCGCUCACUGUCGGAAGACUCGACCAACGAUGCCAUUGUCAACAUCGAUGGCGCACUCUCCAGUUUGACUGCAAAUAUUGAACCCAGCACCACAGCCGGCAACUUGAUGUUCAGAACAAUGUUGCUCACAUACAUGUCCCUUACCGAUGAACCCCCCGUCGUACGCAGCACGCGCCAUGCUGUUGUCAAGUGGGCGAAUCAAUGCCUUGAAUUUUCCGAUGUCUACGCCAGGUGGAUUGAUAUCCUGGCCAUUGCUGGUCAGUACAACGAACGCAAUGAUGUCAUCGAGCAGGGUCACAAAGGUCUUGAUCCCUGGACCUACCUCGCUCACAACCAAGCCACCGCGAAACUACCCAACUGGAAGGAGAUGGUCAUGACAUACUUUGAUUCGCUCGUCGAGCCAGCGCCCGUGGCGAGCGGGCAAUCCAUUAAUGGGCUGCCGACGUUGCCCGCUCGUCCGGUAUUUCAGAACUUUCACGGGCCGCGAAUUCUCGCCUUUCCCGUCGCCUUGAAGUACUGCAAGAACCUCAUGUUUCUUUCUGCACUCGAUGACUUUACUGUCCAGCCGGAUUGGAUGCAAGCCCUCAGCGCGCAGCUUAAAAAUGACAUCAAGACCCAGAAUCAGGUCCGUGCAUAUCUGCAAAAGGUGGAUUCGAAAGAGCUCGUCUUUUAUCUCCAGGCAUGUCUGGAUGGUGCUUUUGCGGACGACUCCCCAAUUGUGGAGGACUGCAUCCGCUGCUUUGUCGAAGUCGCGUCGCUCGCCCAGGCCGAGACCAUAGCCCUUCUCGCGGGGCAUACGAUGGGCCUACUUCCUCUCGUCAAAUCGAAUAACCGAGAAAUCAGAACCUUGGCUGCCAAGGCUAUGGGAAUACUGGCCGCCCACCCAGUGAAUAGUAUUGACGCCGUCUCCAACCUUUCCGUCACUCUACACAGCUUCUUUGACAAUGCGCAGAGAAAGGUUGGCCCCGAUCUAAAUGCUGCAGAGGGUGCAUUGACGGCAUUCGGCCAUUUACAAUCUCGUUGCGUCUAUUAUAAUCGCGAUAUCCCCGAGACUACAUACCCGCUGUCGUAUCUGGCAGAUGAGUCUACAGCAGCUUCGCUUUUCGAGGCAGCUCUCGACUCCUUUGCUCAGCUCUGGUCUGCCAAAUUGUCCAUUCCUCUAUUAGAAGGUGAUCAUAGCUUGGAAAUCAUCAUCAAGAGACUGGCAGCACAAGCCAAGAAGGGCAACGAGCGUGCUAUCGCUGCACUAGGGCGUCUUGCGUCUGCCAUCGAUCUCGAGGAAUCUCGACAGGCGAGCUCCACCAGUCCAGAAUGGGAACAUGGCACACUGGGCACGAUCCUCAAAGACCUCUUUGCUCUCCAUGAAAUAAAGCAGGUUGAGAUUCACUUCACCGUAGGAGAAGCCAUAGCGGCAGCCAUUGGUCGAUGGGACUCUGACCAGGUCAAGCUUGGCAUGGACGUGGACUGCCAGGGCAACGAGUUUCAGGGCAAAGCUCGAACCUCCAUCAUUUCUUCAGUACUUGACAAGCUGUUUGCCGACUGUAAAGGCACCAAGCCUUCUCUACUCAAGGCCUCUGGUAUCUGGUUGUUUUGCAUUGUUCAGUACUGCUCCCAUAUUGAGCAGGUUCAGUCUCGUCUUCGUGAAGCGCAGGGUGCCUUUAUGCGCUUGUUGAACGCGCGCGAUGAGCUCGUACAAGAGACGGCUUCUCGUGGUCUGUCUCUUGUCUACGAACGAGGCGAUGCCGAACUCAAGUCUACACUGGUUAAGGAUCUGGUGUCUGCUUUUACAGGCUCCAGCACGCAGCUCAAAGUGGAGGAAGACACAGAGCUAUUUGAGCCUGGUGCUCUGCCCACUGGCGAGGGCAACUCGGUCACAUCGUACAAGGAUAUUGUCAGUCUCGCAAACGAGGUCGGCGAUCAACGAUUGGUCUACAAAUUCAUGUCCCUUGCUGCCAAUGCCGCGACUUGGUCUACGCGAUCUGCGUUUGGCCGGUUUGGACUAAGCAACCUCUUGUCAGAGUCCGAAGUCGACCCAAAGCUGUACCCCAAGCUCUACAGGUAUCGCUUUGAUCCGAAUUCUAAUGUCCAGAAGUCCAUGGAUGAUAUUUGGAAGUCCCUCGUCAAGGACUCCAAUGCCACUAUAGAUGAGCACUUUGAAGCCAUCAUGGAAGAUUUGUUGAAGAGUAUUCUUGGUCGCGAGUGGCGCAUGCGCGAAGCUAGCUGCGCCGCUGUUGCCGAGCUUGUCCACGGUCGCCCGUUCGUGCAGUAUGAGAAAUAUUAUCGCGAUGUAUGGACUGCCGCGCUCAAAGUUCUUGAUGACGUCAAGGGCAGUGUGCGUGAAGCAGCACUGAAGCUCUGCAUGGGACUCUCCAACGGUCUUGUGCGCCAAUUAGAGGAGAGUAACCACAGUGCAGCCGCCAAGGCCAUGAUGAAAGAAGCGCUUCCUUUCCUGCUCUCUGAAAAAGGCAUCGAGAAUACUGUGCAGGACGUGCAAAUUUUUGCCACAAUUACCGUCAUGAAGAUUUGCAAGCACGGCGGCGUGUCCCUGCGCCCCUUUAUACCAGAGAUUGUCUCCCACAUGCUCGGCCUGCUGAGCACAAUCGAGCCGGAGCAAAUCAACUGGCAUUACCAGCGUGCCGGUGACGAGAGUCGCGACAAGAUUGACAAGCUGCGCUCGCAAAUGGUAAACCAGUCGCCCAUCUCCGAGGCCAUUGAAAACUGUCUACGCUUCGUCGAUGCCGAUGUCAUGCUGCAACUGGCCCCACGACUCGAGGCCACGAUCAAAACUGCGAUUGGUAUGCCGACCAAGAUUGGGUGCAGCCGCGUUCUGACGACGCUGUUUACGCGACACACCAACGACAUCAAGCCGCUGUCGGGCAGAUUCCUGAAGGUGCUUGAAAAGCAGACCCUGGAGAAGAAUGACGAGGUCAGUCAGGCAUAUGCCCGAGCGGCUGCGUACAUCAUGAGGGUCGUGGAAGACGCGGACCGACAACGCUUCUGCCGCGGUCUGGUGGAGCUCUACUUCAACGGCGAGGACGAGAGUCGACGCCAAAAAGUAGCCGACGUCGUCGUCUCCCUGGCCAAGAUCUCGCCCGACCACUUUUCCAGCCAGGAAGCCGACCUGCUGCCGUUUGCCUACCUCGGCGCGCACGACACGGACGAGUACGCCAGCAAGGUGUUCAGCGAGGUCUGGAGCCAGCACGCCGGCAGCAGCCGCACCGUCAUGCGCUACAUCCCCGAGAUUGUCGCCCUCGUCGAGCGCUGCCUCGCCACGACGCAGUGGGCGCUGCGCCACACGGGCGCCUUCACCAUUGCCGCGGCCGUCGCGGACGUGGUGAGCGCCACCGAGAUGACGGGCGGCGUCGGCGCGCCCAACGGCCAGGCGCUCUGGCCGGCGUUUGACAAGGCCCUGGCGCUCAAGACGUUUCCCGGCAAGGAAAAGGUGCUCGCGUCGUUUCCCACCUUUGUCAAGAGCAGUCGGGCCUUUUGGCAGGCCAACGACGCCGUCGCCGCGCAAAUGACAAAGGUCGCCCUCCGCGAAGCGAAGCGCACCAACGACGAGUACCGCCCGCACGCCGUGCACCGCCUGUGGGAGUAUGCCCAGGCCCGGAGCGACCUCGACCUCUUGCGCGACAUCACCGCCAUUGCCACGCCGCUGCUGGACGCGCUCACCGACGAGAAUAAGAUGGACGUCGACGACUCCAAAGAGGACAAGCACCUCGACACGGCGCGCCACGCCCUCGAAGCCGUCGCGCGCGGCUACACCCGGUCGCCGUCGCGCGACGUCGCCGCCGUCGCCGCCGCUGUCCUGCACGCGCUGCAGCCGUACCUGGCGCACGAAAAGUUUGGCGCCAUCAAGCGCCAAGUCUGGUACAAGUGCGUCGCCGACUUUAUGACGGAGUCGGCCGCGCUCCAGAGCAAGCCAGCUGCCGGCGACGCCGGCGCUGCUGCGGAGACGUGGGCGGCGUAUCUGGACAGUCUGGACCUGGACAAGGCAGAGACGGGCACGCACCCGCAGCGCGUGCAGCGCGUCGAGGCCGUCGCGGCGGCGCUCAAGGCGCACGAGGCGGGUGUGUUUGGGCCGCUGCUGGGAGGUGCAGCCAGGGCCACGUUGAAGGAGGCCGUGGAGCGGGCGGCGCGGGAGGAGAGAGCGACGGAUGUGCAGCGGUUGUGGAAGAAGACUCUAGAGUUGCUCGGUUAG